Guillardia theta CCMP2712 is the source of this 1203-nucleotide messenger RNA. RefSeq lists its product as hypothetical. The transcript is spliced from 8 exons. Lineage: Eukaryota; Cryptophyceae; Pyrenomonadales; Geminigeraceae. The coding region runs from base 1 to 1203 and encodes 400 amino acids. The record is from RefSeq and is a predicted model, not a curated record.
AUGUGGCCGCUCCAUCACAGCAACGAGUCUUUCAAGAACGUGUUUGUCAAGAGCGGAGAUUACAUCUGCUUCGAGAUCACUGAAUCGACAAGCAAAAUCCCGGAAAAGAUCUACCAGCUUUCUCGACUAUACGUGGUACUGAAGGACUCAGGCUUCAUCGGGAAAUCCUCUCGGAUCGCUGCUAUGGGCAUCAUAGUCGACAGUGACAGAGAAGAGUUUCCAAUAGCUGCGGAAAAAGCCAGAAAUUUCCUCAAGGGAGUGGCAAACACUCCUGACCUAGCAAAGAAUAUGAUCAACUCAAGCAUACCGACUUUCCUUUUGCACGUUCCGAUGCCUAACAUCUACAGCUCGAUAGAAAGACUCAAGGAGGAUGGCUUGCCAAAGCAAAUAGAAGAGCUUGCAAAUGGUGAAGAUGAGAUGAAGAUUGAAAUGAAAAAGCAAAUGGCAGAGCUUGCAAAUGGUCAAGAACAGAUGAAGAUUGAUCAAGAACAGAUGAAGAUUGAAAUGAAAAAGCAAAUGGCAGAGCUUGCAAAUGGUCAAGAUCAGCAGAUGCAAGAGCUGAAGCUCUGCAUACAAGGGCUUGUAAAUGGACAAGGGCAGUUUAAGAAGCAGGUAGAGCAGUCAAGACUUUGCGUAAAGAGGCUGAUCGAGAGUCCCCAGGCACUAACGACUCUCAGUGAUAUGGAGCAGCCUCUCAAGAACUACAGCUGUGCAUGUUUCAGCUCCGAGAAGUUUCUUGUAUUCUCCAAGUGUCGCACGAUUUGGCACUCAAUCAUGGAAAGUACAAACCUUGGGAUCUUUGAGCAGCAGCUCAUCAGCUUGGUGGCUGUCGCUGACACGUGUCUUCAUGGAUUGCCGGCACCGCAGCUCGUUACGUACCAGGCGUUCCCAGCACCAGGCAGAACGUUUCCCAACAUGGGUGAUGGGAUACCGGACUCGCUCGGAGCAGCAGCUCAGAGGAAGAUCCGAGGCACUGAUGGACUCUUGCAGGAUGAUGCGUUGCGCUUUCUGUGGUGGCUGGCGGAUCGCUCGGCGAACAAGGAAACGGCAGCGCUGGAUGGUCUCCAGCUCAAGGCCUCCCUGUCCUUCGCUGCCAUCAUCGCGGGUGCGUUCCGUAAGACUUUUGCCAUUGGAUUCUGCAGCAGACUCAUGCUCUUCAAGAAUGCUUCGGAUGAAAUCACGUCUAUCCUCCAAUGGCAUUGA